AUGGGUAAUGCUCGACCUACCACUGCGAUUCUACAACUACUUGACCGAUCUCAUGUUCUUCCAGAGAGAAAAAUUGAGGAUGUUAUAGUGAAAGUCAACAAUUUUGUAUUUCCUGCUACUUUUCUUUUACUCGAUUGUAAGGCCGACGAUAAUGCACCCAUCAUUUCGGGGCAUCAUUUUCCAGUUACAAGUCGUAUUCUCAUCGAUUACAAGAAAAGAGAGUUCACAAUGCGAGUGGGUGAUCAUAGUGUUACAAUUAAUGUCUUCAACACCCUUAAGCAUGUAGAUGACUCAGAAGAAUGCCAAUGUGUGUUGGACGUGGAUUCAAUAGUAGAGGAUGAAGCUAUAAAUUUCUACUACAACAACUUUUUACAGCUUGAAGACUAUGAAAGAUUCACUGAAGAUGAAGGCAUUGAGGAGCCCGAAAAUUUUUCUUUAGAGGUGGAGCAGUCUAGGUUGCUCUUAGCUAGACCAGAUAUGGUGGAGGAUUUCUUGGAAAUUUUAAUGGACGAUUUUUCCGUCUCGGAUGACAAUUUUGAUAAAUGCCUUGGAAACAUGGCUAAGAUUUCAAAGAAGAGAAUCGAGGUCGACAAAGCCAAGGUUGAGUUGCUUGAGAAAUUACCUCCACCUACCAUCGUGAAGGGUAUAAGGAGUUUUUUGGGGCAUGUAGGAUUCUAUAGGAAUUUCAUCAAAGACUUCUCAAAAAUUUUGAAGCCUCUCUAUCUUUUGCUACAACAGAAUCAGCCAUUCCUGUUCGAUAAAGAGUGUUUCAAUGCAUUUACAAGCUGA
Messenger RNA from Hibiscus syriacus, 789 nucleotides. RefSeq lists its product as uncharacterized. Bases 1 to 789 code for a protein of 262 amino acids. The record is from RefSeq and is a predicted model, not a curated record. NCBI's taxonomy places the organism in Eukaryota, Viridiplantae, Streptophyta, Magnoliopsida, Malvales, Malvaceae. The transcript has 3 exons.